Molecule: messenger RNA, 702 nt
Organism: Prinia subflava (tawny-flanked prinia)
Lineage: Eukaryota; Metazoa; Chordata; Aves; Passeriformes; Cisticolidae
Gene: APELA
Product: apelin receptor early endogenous ligand
Exons: 3
Coding region: 333-497 (54 amino acids)
Biological process (GO): apelin receptor signaling pathway; heart development
Molecular function (GO): apelin receptor binding
Source: RefSeq, a predicted model, not a curated record
GGGUUUUUCAUUCCUGAGCUGUUUGCUUAUGGAAAAUAAGGGGGAGUGACAGAAGAAGAGACAGAGUGAAAGGGAAAAGGGAAGAGAAGGCGGCCCGGACAGCAGGGCAGGCAGCCCGGGAGCCUUGGCCCUGUCCGGUCACUGGCCCGCCAUGGAGCAGCCAGCCCUGGCUGCUUGGCCUGUCAGUGGCGUGUGAGGGGCCGGGGCUGCAGGUGCUGCCAGCCCCUCACGGCCCCACGGGGCUCUGCGUGCCUUUCCUCGCCGGCACACACACACACACACACACACACACACACGGCACCCCAGAGUGCGCCUCCGCCUCCACUGCAGACAUGAGGCUCCAGCUGCUGCUUUGGAUCAUGGCUGUGCUCCUGGCGAGCCUCCUCCCAGCCUACGGACAGCGGCCAGCCAACCUGGCCCUGUGCAGGAAGCUCCACUGGCACGGCUGCUCCCACCGGUGCUGCAUGCCGCUCCACUCCAGGGUGCCCUUCCCCUGAGCCCCGGCGGAGCGUGGCCAGCAACUUCAUACUGGAAUUUUCAGUGUUUUAAAGGAGCAACGGUUAAACUGAUAAGAGAAGUUUGUCAAAAGUCCAGAUCAACAACAGCUGACGUGACAGCCACCACAGUCCCAUCUUCAGCAGUUCUGUCUGUCACAUUCUACUGGACCUGGACUAAAGGCCCGUCUCAUACCCUGAGAAGUGG